This is a messenger RNA of Saprolegnia diclina VS20, 1803 nucleotides long. RefSeq lists its product as hypothetical. The transcript has 10 exons. The coding region runs from base 1 to 1803 and encodes 600 amino acids. The record is from RefSeq and is a predicted model, not a curated record. Gene Ontology annotation, molecular function: protein binding. NCBI's taxonomy places the organism in Eukaryota, Oomycota, Saprolegniomycetes, Saprolegniales, Saprolegniaceae.
AUGGGGCCCAUUACUCUUCGAUUCGACGGAGGACCCCGCAGCGGCCGAACCGGCAACCCGACGACGAGCUUUGACCCUUGCGGCGACUCUCUUCCUCGAUCUCACAUGUCCCUUCGCGUGGCGCAGCUCAAGGUGAAGGCGUCGUCGCACCCUGUGGCCGACUGGCACUCGGACCCUGGUGGCUUCAACAGCGACGACCUUGGCAGCGUCAGCGUCUUUGUGCAGAUAGGGAUUAACGAUCCCCGCGAUCGCAAGAUCAAACUCGUGCUCAAACCGUGGGCGUGCGUCAAGGACAUGAAGGAUCAGCUCCAGGCCAUGCUCAACAUCCCGACCUCGGCGCAGCAGCUUUAUUUCAAGGGCACGGAGCUCAACAACGUGCGGAACCUGAUGCAGUGCGGCAUUUACCAGGACAAGGUCGUCGUCCAUCUCGUCGUCUCGGCCAACGCGCGCAAGAAGCAGAAAAAUGUCUUCACGAUCCACCCGUACGGCAACCACGUGUUCCCCAAAACGAUCAUGAAGGCUGCGCACCUCGCGAUGCAGGGCCUAGCGCUUGGUCUCGUGCCUGAACUCGCCAUGGAUGGCACAGGUGGCACGUACUUCCUCAAAGACCCGACCCAGCGCAAAGUCUGCUGCUUCAAACCCCAAAACGAAGAGCCGUUUGCGCCCAUGAAUCCCCGUGGUUUCGUUGCAGCGCUUGGCGAGUCGGGUUUCCGCAAAGGCGUUCUCUCGGGUGAGGCGUGCGAGCGGGAAGUUGCCGCUUACUUUCUCGACAAGGACCACUUUGCCGGAGUUCCAGCGACCACUCUGACUGAGAUCAAGCACCCAGCGUUUCGCUAUGGUGAAGCCGAAGUCGUGUACAAGAUGGGGUCACUCCAGGAGUUUGUGCGUCACGACGACGUGGUCUCGGACCUCUCGCCGUCCAUGUUCUCCGCGCACCAAGUGCACAAAAUCGUGCUGCUCGACAUGCGCAUUGUAAAUACGGAUCGAAACGACGCUAACAUCCUCGUGCGGAAGCGCCGAAACGCCAACGGCGACGUGGAGCACGAGCUGAUUCCGAUUGACCACGGGUACAGCCUCCCCGACUACAUGGAGAUUGCGUGGUGCGACUGGUGCUGGUACAACUGGCCGCAGCUAAAGGUGCCACUAAGCGAGGAAGACCGGCAGUACAUUCUUGGCAUUAACGUCGACCAAGAGAUUCAGCGGCUCUGUGCGCAGAUCCCGCUGCGGUCGCCUUGCCGACGGAAUUUGAAGAUCGCAGGCAUGCUUGUCGAAAAGGGUGUUCGGCGCCGCGUGAUUUUGUACGAUUUGGUGCGCUUUAUGUGCCGUGAAGACCUCGACGCUCCAUCGCGCCUUGAGCUCUUGUGCCAAGAGGCAUUGCGCCAGGCGUGCUCGCCCAAGCCGAGUCCACGCAACACACUUCAGCGCAAGGCCAACGGAAAGCCCAAUCUGUCCAUUGACAUCGGUGCGCCGCCGGACGAGGCGCACACCCUCUUGUCGCCGCCAGGGUUUUGGGCCUCCUUUGAUCCCUUUAGCGACGCACCGCUGGGCGUGACGAGUCCGAUUGGAAGCCCGAAGCAGGGUAGCCUCCAUUUACAGUCGUGGGAGACGCUCUCGAGUACUUUCUUCCACGCAGACGUCCAAGAUAUGUUUGGCCGCCGCCCCAGCAGCGACCCACCGACGCCUGCCGACUCGGACACCACCCGAAACGCGCUCUUGGACGCUGAUCCUAAAAUCGAGAAGCUAUAUAUGCUCCUUGUCGCCCGCAUGCUCGACGACGAAAUCGAGGCAAUGGUUGUCCGGUAA